Messenger RNA from Bufo bufo (common toad), 2112 nucleotides. RefSeq lists its product as uncharacterized. Lineage: Eukaryota; Metazoa; Chordata; Amphibia; Anura; Bufonidae. Gene Ontology annotation, molecular function: protein dimerization activity. The coding region runs from base 1 to 2112 and encodes 703 amino acids. The record is from RefSeq and is a predicted model, not a curated record. The transcript has 2 exons.
AUGGCCCCACCAAAACUUUCAGGAGCACAAAACAGAAAGAAAAGAAAACAACAAAAAUUUGAAGAUGAAAAAGCUGCAAAAACAAUGGCUAUGUUUUUAAAAAAAGAUGCAGAAUUAGCAAGUACAGAUCUACAGUGUACAUCAACUGAAGAUCUGUCUAUUCAGCAAGAAUUUACUAUAAAUGUUCUUUCCCAACACAAAGAAGGUUGUUCUGAUGUUUUACAAUCUGAAGAUGAAACCGUAGACACUGUCAUAAUACAGCCUACAACAUCUACAGAAAGCCCUCAGGUUUCACAGUCUCAAGGCCAUACUGAGUGUGCGCAGGAAAGUAGUGAAGAGUCAGACACCCCGGUUGCUGGGAACACUGCCCAUUUGGAUAGUGUGACCACAUAUCAAGAUGUAGGACUAUGGCCAAGGAUAAUCAACAGUAGAUUAAGAGACCUUAUUGUACUACAAGGACCACAGCCUCUGCCCCCUGCUAAUUUUGUUUACCCAAAAGAUCAUAAUAAGCGGCAUUUUUCCGGUUUCUAUGGCUUUUUAGUUUUGCCAAACAAGGAGCAGGUGCCUAGGCGAUGGGUUCAAUAUUCUUUGUCUACCGACAGAAUUUACUGCUUUUGCUGUAAGUUAUUUGACCCCAGUCCAAAAUCAAAAUUUGGAAUGGAAGGCAUUAAUAAAUGGCAGCACAUUGGCGAAUAUCUAACAAUGCAUGAAUCUUCUCCUGCCCAUAUUUCUAGCCAUCAGAAAUGGAUUCAUGCAGAAAACAAUCUGAAAAAGGUACAAGGCAUUGACAAAAAUUUACAAACCCAGAUGAAUCAAGAAACUAAACGUUGGAGAGAUGUUCUUGAAAGAAUUAUGGCAGUUACACAAUUUUUGGCAAGCAACAAUUUGCCAUUUCGUGGGUCAUCAAACAAAUUAAAUACUCCGAAUAAUGGCAACUUUCUUGGUCUUAUUCAACUUUUGGCUAAAUUUGAACCAGUGAUGAAAGACCAUAUACAAAGAAUAAUGUCUCAGCAAACCUUCGUCCAUUACUGUGGUAAUAGAUGGUGUAUAAUAAGUGACCAUGUAAAAAAUAUAACACUUAAGAAAGUGUGUGCCACACGCUGGGAAUGCAGAGUUGAAAGCUUGAAAGCUGUCCGUUACCAGUAUACUGAGAUUUAUGAAGCUCUUAUAGAUUUAGAGGAAAACACUGAUGAUCCAAAACUUUCAUCUGAAGCUAAAUCCCUUUCACUUAUGCUGCAGGACUUCAGUUUUCUUUUGACAGUUGUUAUUUGGUAUGAUGUGCUAUUUCAAGUGAACAUAGUCAGCAAGGAAAUGCAGUCUAGAGAUAUGGAACUAACUCGUUGCAACGAUUUACUGAAAAAUUGUACUCAGUAUGUCAGAAGUUAUAGGUCCUCAGGCUUGAAUUCUGCAAAAAUAACUGCAUCAGAAAUUGCUCUGGAUUUGGGCAUUGAAGCAUGUUUCAUUGUGAAGAAAAGGCCAAGUAAAAAGAAAAGAAUGUUUGAUUAUGAAAGUCAGGAUGAACCUGUUACAGAUCCAGAACAGCAUUAUAAGGUGUCUGUCUUUUACCCCCUGAUCGACAACAUGACUGAAUCCUUAGAGACCCGUUUUUUACAGUUAUCCAGACAUAAUAAGCAAUGGGGUUUUCUAUAUAAUAUUUUAGAUUUGCCAGUAAAAGACAAACUUCUAGGUCUAUGUAAGGACUUGGAGCAAAUAUUAAGCCACACUGCUGAGGAUGGUAGACUGCAGCAUGAUAUAAAUGGCAUCCAGCUAUGUGAAGAGCUACAGCAUAUCCAACCAACUAUAAGCAAAGAUUCUAUCAGACCACUUGAAGUUUUGCAACACAUACAAGAUACCCAAUGCCAUGACCUAUUCCCAAAUAUAUGGAUUGCAAUGAGAAUUUUAUUAACCAUUCCAGUGACAGUUGCAAAUUGUGAAAGGAGCUUUAGCAAAUUAAAGCUAAUAAAAACAUACUUGCGUUCUACUAUGUCUGAAGACAGGCUAUCGGCUCUAGCAAUCCUAUCUAUUGAGAGUGAGAUGGCAAAAUAUACAGAUUAUUCUGCAGCAAUAGAUGCCUUUGCAGCAGCUAAGUCAAGAAAAGUGAACUUUGUUUAA